Molecule: messenger RNA, 4208 nt
Organism: Myxocyprinus asiaticus (Chinese sucker)
Lineage: Eukaryota; Metazoa; Chordata; Actinopteri; Cypriniformes; Catostomidae
Product: 2-Hydroxyacid oxidase 2-like
Exons: 8
Coding region: 2544-3617 (357 amino acids)
Molecular function (GO): oxidoreductase activity; FMN binding
Source: RefSeq, a predicted model, not a curated record
UUAUUAAAGUUCUGAUAUAUAAAAAAAAAAAAAAAAUACAGAUUUUCUUAAAAGUUCAGCUGAUCGUUCCUAUGCCCCUGGUUAAACUAGGUGAAUUUACUUAUUGCAUGCAGGUACUUGGCACUGUUCUGUAACCUAGGCACUGGUUGCCUCAGUUUAAUGGCAUUUAAGAUUGCGGAAUUGUCUAUAUUGUGAAUUCACUGCCCUGGCCUUGAAUUACUGUUACAGUAGUUGACUCAAUUCAGUCAUGGUGCCCCUGAUUUUUUGUUAAACAAAUGGAUCAAUUUGGCAUCCUCCCAAAAAUUAUGUUUAGAUUAUUUCAUUUGAACAACAGAUUCUCACACUAAUUGUCACAGUUUGUGCAGUGAUGAGGUGAGAGAGUGAGGAUCCAAAUGCAGAACUUAAAAAUAAACAAAAGAGGAGAAUACAGCUGUGAAGUUAAACAAACUGAACAGCAGUGUGCUGGCUUACGACGCUAUACAUACAAACAAGAACCAACGAGGAACAAGAGAAACAUGGAGGGUAUAAAUACGGACUAAUGGGCUAAACUAGACACAGCUGAAAACAAUGAGGAAGGGAACCAGGAAACCAGACAUGACGAAGGCAAAAAUACAUUUAAAAUUAAGAGUCCACUGAGAAUGUCAACAGAAGUCUUUGCAAACAUAAGGACGAUGACGACGGACAAUGAUGAUGACGAUGAAGGAUGAUGUGACAGAACCCCCCUUAAAGGGCAGCUCCUGAAGCCCAAAAAAGAAAAAUGAUAGUCCAAGGUGGGGCCAGUGGCCAGGGAAGUGGCUCCAGGAAGAGAGCGGGGUCCAGAGGUUUGGGAGGCGGCUCCAGGAAGGGAACUGGCGGAGGAUCAGGAGACCAGGACAGAACUGGCAGAGGGUCAGGAGGCAUAGCCACAGGAGACGGAGGUGCUGAAGGUAGAGACUCUGAGGGAAGAGCUGCCAGGGAUGGAGGCUCAGGAGACGGAACUGCAGGAGGCAAGGGCUCAGGGGGGUGGAUCCGCAGGAGAUGGAGGCUCGAGGCUGAGCCGCAGGAGGUUCAGGGGCAGUGCCGCAGGAGUCUCAGGGAAUGACGUCGCAGGAGGCGGAGCCACGGGGGCGGAGACACAGGCAGCCAAGUAGUAGGUGGCUCAGGAGACGAAGCCACAGGAGGCUCAGCACUGGAGGAGUAUCUGAAGUGGGCGGAGCCACUGAAAGAAGAGUCUCAGGGGGCAGCGCCGUGGAAGGCUCGGAGGGCGGUUCCGUGGGAGACAGAAUCUCGGGGAACUGGAAAGGCUUGGGGGCAGCCUCUGUGGUCAGGAGCGCUGGCAGCGACUGGGAAACGGUCUCCAUGGCCGUGGGCACAGGAAGUGGCUGUCUCGUUGACCGUGGCAGGCUUCAGGCGCUGGCUCGUUGACCGUGGCAGGCUUCAGGCGCUGGCUCGUUGACCGUGGCAGGCUUCAGGCGCUGGCAACAGCAGGGGAUUGGCCUCCAUGGCUGAAAGUGUUGAGGGGGUCUCCUGGUCCACCGGAGCUGAGAGCAGAGAGGCCUCCAUUGAGGAGGUCUCCAGAGCCACCAGAGCUGUUAGCAGAAGGUCUGCCCUUACGAUUUCGGAGAUAAAAUCCUGAAGAGUCAAACAAUCAGUCCAAAGCGACCAGUUUCCUCACCCGGCAUUGAGUCCCAACCAGAACAUAGUUCUGAGGGAUCUCUCACACCAGUUCAAUUGGGUGGCCAGACUCCAGAAUUUGAGGCAGUACUCAGCUGCAGAAGUGGACCCUUGGGACAAUCUCUCAAUCCAUUCUGCUGGAUCCAUAAUAUGGUUGGUUCUUCUGUCACGGUUUGUGCAGUGAUGAGACAAGAGAGUGAGAAUCCAAAUGCAGAACUUUUAAUAAUAAACAAUUGAAGAGAAGAGAAUACAACUAUGAAGGUAAACAUAAACUUAACAGCAGUAUGCUGGCUUACUACGCUCUGCAUACAAACAAGGACCAAAGAGGAACAAGUGAAACAUGAAGGUAUAAAUACACACGGACUAAUUAGCUAAACUAGACAUAGCUGAAAACAAUGAGGAAGGGAUCCACGAAACCAGACAUGACGAAAGCAAAAAUACAUUUUAAAUUAAGAGUCCAUUGAGAAUGUCAACAUAAAAGUCUUUGCAAACAUAAGGACGAUGACGACGGACGAUGAUGAUGAUGACGAAGGACGAUGUGACACUAAUAGGAAUUUAUGCAAUCUCAUUGACUGGGUAAACAGAGCAGGUGCUUUCUGCAAUAUAGAGAACUGUGAGGGAGGCAGCACACUAUACAUGUGCACCUGAGUUUUAUUCUAUGGUGGUCAGUAUGGCCAUUCAGCACAUUUCCAGCCACUGAAAACACAAUAAAAAGCAGGGGCCAGCCUCAGGUCACAUUCACUGAGUGUAUUUUAUACGUAUACUUACACAAAAGCAAAGCUACAGUACAUAAAAAAAAAUUGGCUUCAUAUUAGACCAUAUCAGGCCAGAGAUUUUGGUUAGAUGGACGAUGCUGUUUACCAGACAGGGACGAAGGCCAUUGUGUAGAAAUGAGUAUGGUCUGUCUGACUGAUUUUGAAGAGUAUGCUAAGCAGCAUCUCUCAAAGACUACAUGGGACUAUUAUGCAGCUGGAGCUGAUGAAUGUUGUACCAGAGAUGACAACUUGCUGGCCUAUAAACGGAUCCGCUUGAGGCCACGGAUCUUACGGGAUGUGUCGGUCAGUGACACUCGAACCACAGUGCUGGGAAUGGAGAUAAGCUUCCCCGUGGGAAUUGCACCCACAGCCUUUCACUGUCUGGCAUGGCAUGAGGGAGAAUUGGCCACUGCCAAAGCCACUGAGGCAGUGAACACCUGCUACAUAACAAGCACAUACUCCACAUGCUCAGUGGAGGAGAUCUGUGCAGCAGCUCCCAACGGUUAUCGUUGGUUCCAGCUGUACUUGUACCGUGAUCGUAAGCUGUCAGAGCAGAUUGUACACAGAGUGGAAGCGCUUGGCUACAAGGCUCUGGUGCUUACAGUGGACGUGCCCUACACUGGCAAACGGCGUGAUGAUAUCCGCAACCAGUUUAAGCUCCCACCACACUUGAAGCUUAAGAAUUUUGAUGGGAUGUUCCAGCAGCAAGCAGGCUCCCAGGAGGAAUACGGCACCCCAGCCAACACCUUGGACCCAUCAAUCAGCUGGAAGGAUGUGUGCUGGCUCCAGUCUCUAACACGGCUGCCUAUAAUCAUCAAGGGCAUCCUCACUAAAGAGGAUGCAGAGCUGGCUGUAGAGCAUGGGGUACAGGGUAUUAUUGUGUCCAAUCAUGGGGGCCGACAACUGGAUGGAGGGCCUGCAACAAUAGAUUGUCUGCCUGAGAUAGUGGAUACAGUGCAGGGCCGUGUUGAGGUAUACAUGGACGGAGGGAUCCGUAUGGGCAGUGAUGUGCUGAAGGCUAUAGCCUUGGGAGCCAAAUGUGUGUUUAUUGGCAGACCGGCAAUCUGGGGACUUGCUUACAAGGGGGAGGAAGGAGUGAGAGAAGUCUUGCAGAUUCUACAUGAUGAGUUCCGUUUAUCCAUGGCAUUAUCAGGUUGCAGAAGUGUUGCUGAGAUCAACAGGAACCUCAUUCAGUUUUCUAAACUUUGAACAGUAAAGAAAGCUAUAGUUAUAUCAACUUUACCACUGAUAACAGAACACUACAAAGAUCCACUAAGUAUAUGAAACCAUUGUUGGUGGUGGAAGUGCUUUGCAAAUUAAUUUCGAUUACUACAUCUGAUUAGCAGUUUAAAAAUUCCAGACAAAUUUAUGGCAUUUUUUAAUGUGAAUGCUGUUUUAAGAAUACCCGACAAACUGACUGGCUAAUCCCCACAAAUUACUAGUCUGGUAAAUUAUCUUUUUGCACUCCAUAUGCUGUAUGGGAGAGAUUGAUUCACUGGACUUACUGUGUCUGUCUGUAAUGCAAAUAGAUAUCAAAGAAUGUAAAGGAAUUAAAACAUUUCAUGUUUUGAAGCAGAGAGACCUUUUAAUUGACGGUGAAUUAAUAUUGAACAUUUAAAGGGAUAAUUCACCCAACUGAGUAAACUACUCCUUUAACAUUGUUUAUAUUGGGGUUAAAAUUCAGUGAAAUAUCUAGCGUGGCAAAACAAGUCAUUGUGAGACUCUAUAGGUGACAGCUGAUGUUAAUUCAGUAUCUGAAGUAAUAAUAUUUAUCUAAACAAUAAAUACUAUACUCUUGGG